ACAACCCGAUAACACGGACCAACUAGCUAGAAAAUGUAUCCAACAUAUAAACUCAUAAUAGUUUUCCAAUUUUUUCCAAUUUUUCAAAACUGUUUCGGAAAGUCCUUACUGCAACAAAGCCUCCCAAUAAUAUGGGUCGAAUCUGUGACCACCCUAAAAUCUGGCGAUAUUGUGGAAACAUUAAUUUUCGAGUUUUCCAGCCCUUGUCUACAAAUCGAGUAUUCUUCCAAAAAUGUGUCCUGGUGUGACUCCGAGCUCGACAAGAACGUGCUCCUCCCAUUGUUAGACUUGUGUCACACAACUAUCGGCCAAAAAGUGGACGUUACGGCGGAUCAUGAAGUCGUAAUUGGUGGCGUAUUCUCCUCAACAUUUGGCAUUUCGUCAGAGAGGAAAAGCCACUCCCAGUAUGCCAAACUGUUGACCACGUUUCAUAAAUUAUCAGCUCAAAUCGAACAAAUCUCAAAGGCAGUGGCUGCCUUAAAAAGAGGACAAUCAAUUUCAAACUCCUCCUCCAACAACGAUUCUUCCCUGGCAGACACGUAUCUCGAACAAUUGAACGAUCUAAGUUUAAAAGUACAUCAAGAAAUCCAAUCCAGCAACUCCGGCGGUAACCACACCCACUCCAAAAAUACUACAAUUAAAACUACCGAUACAGGGCUAGAAGUGUACUUCGCUCUGGCAAAAAUUAACGUCAACACGGUUCGUCAACAAUGGUCAAAGGGAAUUUUGAGUCUCAAAUUGUUUCAAAUUUUCACCGUUGACCUGGACCCUGGAUUAGAGCGACUUUACAACACUGAAGGUGUAACGCCACUUCAGUGUCAUGUCAACGUGCGUGAUAAGGUCGCCUUCUUCCAGGUCAAGAGGGCGAGAACGGACCUUCAAAUUAAAAUAUUUGAGGCCAAUCCCUUUAUUUUUUAUAAGCUCGAUGCCGGAAAGAAGGAAGGGUAUCUCCUUGAGUACAGAGGGCCACGAGAAGUUGCAUACGAUGAAGGUGCGGAUUGCAUCGUUCCAUACUCGGCCAACCAAGGGAGCGUCCUCUUCUACCCCACGGCGGACGACUGUCUUGUCCAUAAUGACAAAUCAGUCCUCAAAUACUGGACAAAAUCUUGUAAUUUGCUCUACUAUUUGGAUGAGCACGUCAUCCAGGUUAAACAAGUCGGAGAUAAUUACGCAAUCUAUUGCUUCGGCUUUAACAUAUUCGUGUAUAAGAACGUGUACGAAUGUCCCCAGUACGUUUUUAGCGUUCAUGUCAACGAAGGUUUUAAGAUUAAUUCGAGCAUUACGAUUGAUCGGGUCGUGCAGAGAUUGGAUUUUCAGGCUGGAUCAGCCCUACUUUCGGACAAGGUUAAUUUUCAUUUAAUCCCAAAAUUGGCCGAGUUGAGGAUGGACGAUUUCCCAAUUGGUGUGGGAUGUGGGGUUAAUUUGGUCUUGAUUUUGAGCAUUGUGGGAGGAUUGUUCGGUAUCUUGUUUAUCGGGAUGGGUGCCAUUGUGUGGUAUUUAUAUGUUAAGACUAAGGAUCCGAAUAAUACUGGGGUGGGCGUGACAAUUAUUCGAAAUUUGACCAUUGAUAGUAGAACACCACGAAAGAAGCGGUUAAAUCAGAGCGAAAGGAGUGCCGAGUUUGAAGAAUCAAUUAAGAAAAGACAAUCGCUCAAGAAUAUCCCUCAUAACUUGGUGCAUGAAAUGGUCGAAUUGUUUGAUUCCGGAGAUUCUAGCCGAAUUGAUGAUAUUGAUUAAGCAAAAUAUACAUACAUAUGCGUAAAAUAAGUUACUUUUGUUUAAUUGUUUUUAAUACUUUAUUAAAUUUUACAUAGAUAGAGUGAAUAUCAAAUUAUUUCCGUUGUGUCAAUUGACUCAUCAUUUGUGUACAUAGUUAUGCAUCUUCCCUUUUAUCUAGUAUUUUAUCUCUCACACGUACAUAUUCAUAUAUGUAUGUACAUACAUACGUACAUAUUAUGUACAGAAUGUAUGCACAUGCAUACCUCCAGUUUGUGAUGAGUCUCAGUCUUUACAUAAAGUUCAACUCUUUCACUUUGACAAGUCUACUUGCAUAAUCCACUAAAAUCAUUUUACAGAUUGAGAUCAUAUUACGUGUAUACCUGCAGAAGAGUCAUUUGAUCCCUCAUGAUGUCAAACUUACAAGUAUUGUUCACAAUUUUGAUAUUUAUCACUCUCACCACACCCCAGGUCAGCUCCAUUCUUCCAAAAGUCCACCCCAUUGUUUGGGGUGCGAGCAGUGACACCUUAAAAUCAGGCAACUCAAGGGCCAUUCUCAAGAUAAAGUUUGAAACUCCUUGCGUCAAAUUCUACACGGCAAAAAUAGUUCCCGACACUCUUCCCCACUUUACCGAAUGGUGUGACAAUGAAGCUCUCGAAAGCGUUAUCCGGCCUUUGGAAGAAAUGUGUCGCCCUUCUUUCGCCGGCGGCCCCUCUCCAGUUCCCGGAAGAAGAAAGAAACGCGGAAUCUUGGCCGGAAUUGUGACCGCCCUUCCCACCGUGGUCAGCGCCGUGUCGACCAUCGUCGGUCUAUUCUCAAAGCCCAAACCUCCACAAAAUGAUGCCGCAAUUAAUGAAAUUAUUUCCAAGAUUAAUGAAAUUUCGAAAAACAUUGCCCACUUAGAAGGUCGCAUAGCUGCCGGAGAGAAACGCCAAGCCGAGUUGGAGGCGGUAGUAAAAGAAUUGGCCGCCUUCUUGGAAAAAUUGGAUGCACGCAUGCGCGUCGUUGAGAUCGGGCUGGAAGAAAUCAAUUCCUGGCGGACAGAACUAACAGCAAGUCUUGGCUCUACGAUUACAUUAACGUCUAAAUUAGGUGCAUAUUUUACACAAGCUAAGUCGGACUUGAGCGAGGUCGCGCGAGACUGGCGAGAGGGACAUCUUAACCUCAAAUUAUUCGACGUAUUCAUGAUGGGCACAAAUUUCUCACUAAUCGACAUCUACAAAGGGAGUAAACCUGAAAAAUGUCACCUGAAUAUCUUAGACGGCGUCGCCACAUUCUCCUUUCAUAAAAACAACACAGAUUUUGGGGUCCAGGUCCUGCAAGCGUAUCCCUUCUCGAUGUAUGAAAUGGUGCCGGGCACCGACCUUGGGUGGCAAUUAGAGUAUGUGGGACCACGCCGAGCAGCCUUUGAUAAAAUAGCGGACUGCAUCGUCCCCUUUUCCGGAGGCCAGGUGGACGUCCUCCGAUUUCCUGGGGAGCAAGACUGUCUUCCAAUGAAUGACAUGUCAGUGUACAAAUAUUGGCAAAAGUCAUGUCGUCUAAUGUACUACUUGGACGAGACGGUGAUUCAAGUCAAAGCAGUGGAGCAGCUCUACUACAUUUAUUGCUACGGGUUUGAAGUCAGGAUUUACAAGUCCAAGUAUAAAUGUCCAAAUUACGUAUUUUCCAUUAAUAGUAAUGAGAAAAUUGAAAUUCUCAACGGGGCCAGUGUAGCUAAAACAUUGACUCCAGGAAACUUUGAAGCAGCGCAAGAUUUACACUCUACGAAAGCCGUGUAUCAUUUAAUUCCCAAAAUUAUGGCGUUGGAUUUCGAUACUUUUCCUGCUUCGAAUGAAUGUCCUAAAAGUAUGCAGAGCAACAAGGAACCUCGCACGGGAGAAAUUCUUGGGAAAAUUGAGGAUGAAAAUAAGGUCGACGUUGCUACAAAUCAAUCGCUUCUUUUGGGAGGAUUUGCUAUUAUUGGGGUCGUCCUGGUGUUGAUGGGAAUUGGUGGAAUGUUCUACAUCCGCCAUAAAACACGUCAAUCGAAACAGCAACAAGAACAACAUCAUCCACGCCAUUACGGUGAACAGGGAAUGGCUUUAAUGAUACAGAAUUGAUGAGUUAUGCAUAGAUGCUUACCUUGACCUUAAAUAAAUCAUUUUUUAUGUCACAAUAUAAAUUA
This is a messenger RNA of Folsomia candida, 3881 nucleotides long. RefSeq lists its product as uncharacterized. The record is from RefSeq and is a predicted model, not a curated record. Lineage: Eukaryota; Metazoa; Arthropoda; Collembola; Entomobryomorpha; Isotomidae. The coding region runs from base 34 to 1737 and encodes 567 amino acids. The transcript has 2 exons.